AUCACAGCUCUGUGUUGUCGUCUUCGUCUUCCCAUUCUUGCUGUGUUUGCUUGUCUGGAGCUUCGUGUGUCGAUCACAAUCCUCGCAACCUUCUCGUUCGCACUGUUCAUUCUCAUCCUACUAUCUGCGAGCUGAAUUUCCUUAUCCCUUUUAACGAAUUCGAACAAAAGUAUCUCAAAUUCGUCAAUUCUUAAACUCUAGAGUGAUUUUGGAGCAUCAUCAAAUGCAUCUUCAAGCUCAAACUCUCACCAAUCAGCUCGUACCUUCCGUUAUUCCUUUAAAAGCAACUUCGAAAUCCCCAUUCGCUCACCCAAACGCAUGCCGUUUCCGUGGAGUUUCGUAUCGGGCUCUGAAAUGUUCUGUUGCGACGAUUUCCGAGUCGGCCCCGACGGAACUGCGGAAUGUGAAGCCGUUUCCGGCUGAGGUUUCGAGGACGAUCAUGGAAUUGUCUUCUGUUGGAACGCUUUCUUCUUUGAGCCAAGAGGGAUGGCCUCUUGGUGUUGGCGUUCGUUUCGCUGUUGACCAAGAUGGUACGCCUCUUUUGAGCUUGAAUGAAUCUUUGCCGGAGUUCUCUAUCGAUGGGAGGUCCAGCCUCCAUGUUCAGUUGGAGCAGUGUGGAUUGCGGACUCCUCAGUGUACAAUUCAAGGAAGUAUUGGAAAACCAGACAAUCAAAUGGUUUUGAAGCGACUUCAUACAACGUGGAAAAAGAGAUUUGGAGAAGACGUGAAGGAAGAUCUUUUGUAUAUUGUUGCUGUGGAGAGGGUGCUUCAGAUAGAUGACUUUGGGGAGGUUGGUGUUUGGGUAAACUCUUCAGAUUAUAAAACUGCAAGCCCAGAUCCUCUUCGAAAUUGUGCUGAAAAGCUAGUGGAUGAGAUAAACACAAACAACGCUGAAGAUGUUAAUCGAUUUUGCAACAUAUAUGCUGAUUUGAACUUACAGUUUACAGAAGCAAAACUGAUAUGGGUAGAUCGGUUAGGCUUCGACGUGCGCAUAUUCUCUCCUCAAAAUGGGAUAUUUGAAAUCCGAAUUCCAUUUCCGAGAGAAGUUACAGAUGAGAAAGGUGCAAAGUCAACAUUUAAUGGCAUGUCCCAACAAGCUUGGGAGGUGGAAAGGAAUUUUGUGGCUCCAGAUUUUGAGAGAGUGAAGCAAUUCAAGAUGAUAAAAACCAUUGCAUAGUGUAUAGUAAAACUUUUAUCAUUUAUGAAAAGAGCUUGAGUGUUGCUUUAAGGUGUGAGAACGAGAAGCUUAGUUAUGUCCUAACCCGUGGUAGAACUGAAUGAAUAUCUUGUUUUCUAUAUUCAAUUUUUCUUAGCAAUAUUUGAGAUUUGAAAUGUGAUUUUGAUGGUC
This is a messenger RNA of Cucumis melo (muskmelon), 1348 nucleotides long. RefSeq names its product glutamyl-tRNA reductase-binding protein, chloroplastic. The record is from RefSeq and is a predicted model, not a curated record. Gene Ontology annotation, cellular component: chloroplast. Bases 224 to 1177 code for a protein of 317 amino acids. The transcript is spliced from 5 exons. NCBI's taxonomy places the organism in Eukaryota, Viridiplantae, Streptophyta, Magnoliopsida, Cucurbitales, Cucurbitaceae.